CCUUCUUCUCCACUUUUCAUCUGUCCCUCUCAGCUCAUCUUGGUCAUAUCUUAUACCCUAACACAGUUUGUCUUCCCACCCAUCGUCAACCCCCUUCCCACUCCCUGCGACGCCGACGGCCACUCAACCCCUUCUCGCGUUGAUUUACCUCUCUGCCUCCGAGUCGUUCAACGUUACCUCGUUCUUCAUUCUCAACCGCAAAAUAAAUCAUGGCAUACACCCCCUUCCCCGACUCUCUCCCUCUCGAAUCACUACCUUAUUCCCAGAGGAACGACUAUGUCUACGAAGCUACUCAAUUAUCACAACCUGUCUUUUCACAGACUCAAAAUACACAAGGCACGUUCUACAACUCUCAAGUAGAGCCUAGGCGCAAGUACUGGGCAAUCUUCAUUUCCACCAACGACGCUCACUCCAUUCUCAAAAUCCCCUGGACAAAGUCUUUCCUUCAGAUAGGUCGAGGACCACAUGGUAUAGCCGGUAAUGACGUUGUUCUGCCCGAGAAGAGGAUAUCCAACCGUCACUGUCGUGUGACUUUGGGAAAUCAGGGAGUUAACGGGAGUGGAACGUCCGUUAACAGCGUGCAGCAAUGGAAAGAUGGAGAGACGGAUCCGGAAGUUUGGAUAGAGGAUCUUGGGAGUAGUAAUGGUACUUUUGUGAAUGGACUGAGAAUUACCACUCGUCGGUUGCUACAACAUGGGGACGAAGUAUCGUUGGGAUGUGCAGGAACAUUGGAAAAUCACGAUGUGAGGUAUAUUUACCGUUCGGUCGGUCCCAAGGGUUCCAGGACAGGAGGACCCAAUGGGCCUCAGUUGGUUGGAGAGGUGUAUGAACGGUACCAGAUACUAAAUCAACUUGGAAAGGGAUCAUUCGGGGAAGUUCGCAAAGCUGUUGAUGUGGAGACAGGCGAUCUACGAGCCAUCAAGCAAAUCGUCAAACACCGGUUUCAAACAGAUCCGAAAGCCUUGGAUCUCUGUCGACGGGAGAUAGAAAUCACCAGCUCUUUACAUCAUGAGAACCUAUGUCGGCUGAUCGAGUGGUUUGAAGAUCCACAACAUAUAUGUCUAGUAUUGGAAUAUAUUGAUGGAGGAGAUCUGCUGGAUUAUAUAUUGAAAUAUCCCAACGAGAUGGGUCUGCCGGAGGAACAUGCGGCUAUGCUGACUCUACAAAUAUGUCGUGGGAUGGCGUACACGCACAGUCGAGGUGUCGCUCAUCGCGAUUUGAAACCGGACAAUAUCCUGUUGAUGCGAGAAACACCAGACAGUCCGGUUGUCAUCAAGAUAGCCGACUUCGGCCUCGCAAAAAUGGUCAAUGCGAAAACCAUGUUAACAUCUCUUGUAGGGACUCCCCAGUACCUUGCACCGGAAGUUGUCAUGCAAGACAAGAGGAACCCUGGGUAUGAGAAUGUGGUCGAUUCAUGGUCGAUAGGAAUCAUCGUUUACAGUAUGUUGACCAAGUCCAUGCCAUUUGCUGAGGAAGGGGAUCAACCAUUGGAGCGUAUCAGAGCGCGUUUCACUCAGCCCUUCGAUGUGGACCUUCUCUUCGAGCGGGGUAUCAGUGACCGAGCCAUCGAUUUCAUCUCCCGUCUGCUGGAAAAGAAGCCUUCGGACAGAAUGACCAUGGCUCAAGCGUUGGACCACCCAUGGCUGGCAGGACCUGCUUCUCAAGACUCACAAGAUUCACCUCUCGUCCUCGGUGGAGAUUCAGUAUGGUCUAUCGAAUCAUUCGAAGGAGAUUCCGACUCUGAAGAUAACGAUAAUCAACUUGAAUGGUCUCGACCUCGAACGGUAUCCGGUACCAACCUUGAUUCGAAUCUUGCUGGAAGAUCACACGUUGUAGAUUCGGACGAAAGUUUCUCUCAACCAUUACAUAAUCUCCAUCUCCACGCUCCUGAAGUC
Tremella mesenterica DSM 1558 is the source of this 1895-nucleotide messenger RNA. RefSeq lists its product as uncharacterized. NCBI's taxonomy places the organism in Eukaryota, Fungi, Basidiomycota, Tremellomycetes, Tremellales, Tremellaceae. The record is from RefSeq and is a predicted model, not a curated record. The transcript is spliced from 13 exons. The annotation marks the transcript as partial. Gene Ontology annotation, biological process: protein phosphorylation. Gene Ontology annotation, molecular function: protein kinase activity; protein binding; ATP binding.